Molecule: messenger RNA, 525 nt
Organism: Closterium sp. Naga37s-1
Lineage: Eukaryota; Viridiplantae; Streptophyta; Zygnematophyceae; Desmidiales; Closteriaceae
Source: the annotation of a GenBank genome assembly
AUGGCCUCCCUAGUAGUUUACACCUUCUCCUUGUGUGUCGGUCCGCCCUGCUCUCUGUGCAUCUCACGCGCACAUCAGAUGGAGGGCAUGGCAGCGCAGGUGAGGAGGAAGGAGCACGAGGAGGAGGAGCGCGAGCGCGCGCACCAGCAGCAGCACCAGCAGUGGGAGCAGCGGUGGCGCCAGGCAGAGGAGAGGCGCAGGAGGGCGGAGGAGUGUGCGGAGCGGGCGGAGAGUGGGGCAGCUAAGGAACAGCGGGAGACAACGCCGGGGGCAGGGGAGAGGGAGGGAAUCGUGGAGCAUGCGAGGGCAGAGGCAACAGCAGCCCGGCAUGCGGCACGCUACGCCCCUCCCAGCAUUAGAAGCCCCUCCAAGCACAACCAUAGCAGCGUCGCAUGCCCCCUCGUCUCCACCCUCUCUACCGCCCCUCUCAACCCUCUCUCUCUCGCACUCCCCUCGCCCCACCAGCCUACGAGGCAGCGGGGCAGGCAGCAGGUGAGGCUGAGCGAUCUGGACAUGGGGGGAUAG